ACACAUCAUAAUCUUCAGUACUUUUAUGUAACAGCAUCCAUUACGAUUGUAUCUCGGACUCGAAAUCUUGAGAACUCUUCAGAUUGCACUCGUGAUGUUUGGGUAUUUUGAGCAACCUCGCUGGACGGCCGACCAGAUCCCAGAUCUACAUGGUCGAGUAGCCAUUGUGACAGGCGCUAAUAGCGGCAUAGGCUACGUCACUGCAGUGGAACUCGUUCGCCACGGCGCGAAGACCUAUCUGGCUUGUAGAAACGCUUCCAGAGCUAAAACUGCGAUCGAGAAGAUCAAGGCGAUUGUGCCAGGCUCAGACCCUCAGUUUUUACAGUUGGACAUCACGUCACUCAACUCUGCCCAUUCAGCAGCGAAAGAGUUCCUCAAGUUAGAAAAAAGACUCGAUAUCCUGGUUAACAAUGCUGGAAUAGCCUUUACGCCAUAUCAAUUGAGCGAAGAUGGCAUUGAGCGCCAAAUCUGCAAUGCCACCGGUCACUUUGCAUUCACGAUCCCAUUGUUGAACAUACUUGAAAAGACGUCGCAAGAACCUGGUUCGCACGUCCGAGUCGUUAAUGUCUCCAGUAAUGCCCACUUUUGGGUGUGGAGUACCCCAGAUUUCUCAUCGUUGAAAAGUGUGAAUGAGCACUCUUACGGGGUGAUAGACAGGUAUGGUUUAAGCAAGUUAAUGAACAUCUUUUUUACAAAAGAGUUGCAAAAAAGGCUCAGUCACACAAAAAUCAUAUGUACAUCGACGCAUCCUGGCGGAGUAGACACUAAUAUUGUAACAGCCUACUGGUCGGAGCGAUACCCAAUCUUGAAAAUCGUUGAUUGGCUCAAAAGCUGGGUUUUGUUGACGCCGGAGCAGGGAGCCAUCACGUUACUAUACGCUGCCACAGACCCGGAAGUUGAGGCUAAAGAUUUGAGAUUUGCUUAUCUUUGCCCGUAUGCGAAGAUGUCAAGAACCUCCAAGCUUGCCCAAGACCCGGAAGGAAUUCUUGGAAAUCAAUUUUGGAACUUUUGUGAGGCACUCGUCAAAGAGAAGGUGAAGGAACACUAGAUCGCUCAAACCUCUAUCUACAUAAAUUUCGAAGCCCAAAACUUGAAGUUAUCCUGUGGAGGUCUCUUCUCAUUAUGAUCUACACCUGAGCUGUCCAAAAUGUGUGUGCCCUCCGGUCAUUUUUUGAAAGUUUCCUUUUGUUAUCAUUGUUUGUAUGACCAUGCAUCAAGUUCGAAUUAAGAGCACUUUUUUUGGUGUGCUUGACAAUGAGGGCUCAAUCUCAAUUUGUUUAAAAUUCUUUCAAUUCUCUGCGACAAAAUGGAUAAUCAAAGGAGCUUCAUGUCCAUGUUUGCAUGUAUAUACAGAGCGCUUGAAAGCAGAACAUAGAUAUGAUACAUAAGUUCCAUUUAACGAUCAGUUUGUUUUAUGUCUUGUGCAUUCAAACACUC
This is a messenger RNA of Puccinia graminis f. sp. tritici CRL 75-36-700-3, 1437 nucleotides long. RefSeq lists its product as uncharacterized. NCBI's taxonomy places the organism in Eukaryota, Fungi, Basidiomycota, Pucciniomycetes, Pucciniales, Pucciniaceae. The transcript has 10 exons. The record is from RefSeq and is a predicted model, not a curated record. The coding region runs from base 95 to 1048 and encodes 317 amino acids.